Molecule: messenger RNA, 3327 nt
Organism: Notolabrus celidotus (New Zealand spotty)
Lineage: Eukaryota; Metazoa; Chordata; Actinopteri; Labriformes; Labridae
Gene: kansl1l
Product: KAT8 regulatory NSL complex subunit 1-like
Exons: 17
Coding region: 333-3185 (950 amino acids)
Cellular component (GO): NSL complex
Molecular function (GO): histone acetyltransferase binding
Source: RefSeq, a predicted model, not a curated record
CCCUCUUCUUUCAGAUGCACUCUGUCCUCUCGGCAGUUGGAGAGUAGAGAGGAGGGAGGCACGAUGACAUUCAGGAGAAGGACAGAAUUGUUACUGAAAUCCUGAUCAAAAUAAAAGGUAGCACUAAAUAUCAAGACACGUCCGUCAGAUGUCAUAUCUUGAACGGAUCGGCCGAGGAAAAACGGAAGAUUUAUUGUUUUGUUCAGCGGUAAAUCUCAGGAAAAGAUGGUAAUUCUGGUCAUCGGUUUACCUCCUGGUCAGCUGGAUUAAAGUGCCACUUCUGAAGUCUGCUGCCUUGUCUACAUAGAACAUCUUUGGUUCCAGAAAGUGGUAUGGCCCCAGCGCUGACCAAAAUCCUUAAAGAUGGCCAUGGGAUCCACCUGUCCUCACCCCCAGCCUCAGUCAAAAUAGACUCGGAUGGGUCAGCCAUGCGCAGCACAGAUCUGGAUGUUCAGCUCAUUUCCACAGAUGAAGGUGACCUCCAGAAGAUGUGGCUGAACCUUUCUAUGAUCCCCUCUCUGAACUCCUUCCUUCCCAUGAGCCCCCUGGAUGUCCCAGCAAACCCUGUGCUCACCCCAUGUUUGCAGACUCUCCCUAGCCAGGGUGAGAGUUUGCUCUUCCAUAGCCCGGCUCACCUCUUUAGCCUCCUCUCCUCCAACAAAGGCCUGAGAGAUUCUCAGCAGGUGGCCUCUGCGUUCCCAGGUGUACCAGACAUGUUUUUAGUCCCUGUCCCUGAGGACAAUAGCCAAGAGGCCUCUCUGCUGCAGGGAUGCAGUGCAGUGCCAGAUGGUGGUGAUGUGCAUCACUUCCCUCUUUCCUUUCUUCAUUCGUACUCCCAUGGGGGAAAAAAGCACCAGGACUACACUCCCGCCCUUACACCCCUGCCUUCAUUGACUCAGGAGAGAGAGGCUGGAAUUGGCUGUCUUAUUCCAUCAGAGCAGCCUUUCAGGGUCAGGGUGAGCUCUGACCAGCCAGCACCCAGAGCUGUGCCGGGUGAAGCUGUGAAGGAGCAGCUCUGCAGGCAGGCAGGGCUAUGCAGCCGAGCUAAGAGGCUGCAGACGAGACUGCAAGCCCUGCUAGUGGAGCACACUCUAUCACACUGCGACCAGCAGCUGGAGGGACUGAAGAGCCACUGCCAACUUGAACAUGAGUCUUUUGAAAGUCUGAAUUCCAUACAUUCUGGCAUUCUACCUCCACAACUGGAUUUCAGUCCCCAGUUUUCUUGGCAAGAAUCGUCCACAGCCACGUUAUCCUUUGAAGAGCUCAGGGAGUUCAGCUUCUGCAGCCAGGCGGUGCUGAGAGGCCUUCAGGAGGCUUUGGACUCGGAGGCUACGGCCAGCAGCAGCUCUGAUGAGGAAGAAACGGAGGAUAAACAACACAGCAAGCGCAGGACUUCACCUGUCUGCAGCAGCAGCAGCAGCAGAGGCAGCAGUGAGAGGUUGUGGCUGGAGGAGAGAGCAGAGCUGGGCAGCAGGUGGAGCUGGUUGCAGGUGCGUCUGACAGAACUGGAGGGGAGGAUACAACAACUGAUGGGGCUCCACAAGCACAUCCGCUCUACCAAGGGUGGUGUGGUGCUUGCACAGUCCCAGCCCAUGACUGACAGACAGAUUCAGCACACCCUGCUGAGAGAAAUGGUGGGGUUAUCCGGCAGCGCUUCGGAUGUUGACACUGAACACUGCAGCCCUACACGCCUUCUGCAUAACAUAGAGAGACAGAGUGCUCAGCUCAGCCAGAUUGUCAACAGUCUGAUGACUCCCCUCAGCUUUUCACCGCUUUCAAAACAACCACACAGCUGGAGAGGCAAGGGGAGCUUCACAAGUGGUCAGAAAGGUGGUGAUGUUUUGAUGCCUGGGAGCUUUAAGACAAGGAGGCCAGGGAUCAGGAGGCUCUUCAAAGCUGAUUUGUCGUACGUGUGCGCUCGAACCCGACCCCUGGUCACCUACCACAAGCCGAGACUGUUCUCUUUCAAGAGCCGCAGCCCCAGAAGUCCACAGGACUCCGGAACGUCCACAUCUUCUCUCUCCUCCUCUCUUUCGUCAUCUUCCUGUUCACAUUGUUCCUCCUGUGACCCCAUAGUAUCAUGCUUUGAUCCUGGCUGCAGCUCCAGUAGGGUGCAGCAAACCAGGACCUCCAGCUCCACACAUCACCCUGUGUCGUCUUCAUCGUUUGACACUCCUCUGUCCCGACCCACGAAGGAAGCCCAAAACAGAGAAGAAUGGUUCCUAAGGCCUUUGGUUAUCACUGCUCAAGCCUCCAGCCCAACACUCUGCAAAAGACGCAGCUCCACACCACUGAACAACAGUCACAAAAACAAGCACCAUGGAAGGCAUCAUAAGAGCAGAGUUAUUGGCCUGUCACCAAUCAGGAUGGCAGGCUCUGCUGCCAGUCAACACAGGAGAGCCAAUCAGAGGAAGAGAAAGAGAAGACACAUCCAGAGGCUAAUAGAAGAUGAGGAUGUCCUGUACCAGCUUUAUGACCCAGAGGACAGCUCGGAUGACAUUCAGGAGGACGGCUGCACACAGGUCUCACACAAGCAGGUUUCACGGGGCUGCGUUCGCAAACGCCAGGGAGAGAGCGUGUACAACAUCAACAACAUUGUCAUCCCUAUGUCCGUGGCUAAAGUGGAAAAGUUGCAGUACAAAGACAUCCUCACACCAAGUUGGCGCAUGCUUGAUUCCUCAUCUCAGAUAAACAGGGAGGAAGAAAAGGAAACAAAAAUUGAGGAGGGAGAAGAUCUCACUGAUGAAGCCUUUGUCCAGAGACAUGUGACCUCAGAGCAGAGAGAGAAAAUGCGCUGGUCAUCCUGGGGAAAGAGAAAAUGCUGCAGGCAAUCCAACAGAUCUGGCAGCAGGCUGUCAAGCAGUGGAGGCGGGAUGUGCACAUCAGGAGAGGAGAGCUCUGUGGAGUUGAGUUGUGCUCAGCUGGAUACAGACGAACAGCAAAGCCUAGAGGAGUGGCUGCAGCCUCAGACGCCUUGGAAGCCUCGAACGUUUCCUUUGGGCGAUGAUGAGGAAGAAGCACUGCUCCCUGAUAAUCUGGAAAAGGCCCCACCAGGCUGGCCAGAGUGUUGCUCUGUCUCCUAUACAUCAAAGAACUCCAUGUGCCAGCUCUCCCCAGCUCUGUCUUCUGGUGCUACACUGCCAUCUCGUGGAAAGAGCAAGGCCAGCACAGACAAUGGCAGUUGAGAUAAAGCAUUGCUUCAUUCUUUGCAUCCUCUCAUUCAGUGAUUUGUGCAUUCAAUCAUCUGUCUGAUCUCACAUUGGGGACCACAAGAAGACGACGAGUCCUUUUAAACCCUAAUUUGAAUACAUUCCACAAAUACAUUAA